This is a messenger RNA of Amyelois transitella, 1187 nucleotides long. RefSeq names its product chondroitin proteoglycan-2-like. Gene Ontology annotation, cellular component: extracellular region. Gene Ontology annotation, molecular function: chitin binding. NCBI's taxonomy places the organism in Eukaryota, Metazoa, Arthropoda, Insecta, Lepidoptera, Pyralidae. The coding region runs from base 151 to 1125 and encodes 324 amino acids. The record is from RefSeq and is a predicted model, not a curated record. The transcript is spliced from 2 exons.
UCAAACAGAUAAUCUUAAUUGGGGUUCUAAGUAAUUUACAAAAUAAUUACAUUAAUAUGUCCUGUACUUAAAAAUAUACUAUAAAUGAAUGCAAUUUAAUUUUCUUCAGUCAGUUGUAGAGCAACGUUGGAGGUAAAUCAGACUUCCGAUAUGAAAGGUAUAGGAGUGUUACUGCUUUUUGCAGUAACUUUCUGUGAAGGUGCGGUGACGAGUCGAAAAGAAUGUUCAACUGAUACCCAAUUGAUUCCUCAUGAAAAUUGUAAUCAAUAUUAUCAUUGCGUCCAUGGUCUUCUCAUAGUUCGUAAUUGCUCUGCUAAUCUUUAUUUUAAUCCGGAGACUGAAAAGUGUGACUGGCCUAUAAAUGUUGAUUGUGACAAUUAUGAAGAUAACGAUGCAGACGAUUGCAGCUCAGGUAAAGCUGAAGGACAAUUUUUAGUUCACGAAAACUGUAACCAGUACUACAGAUGCGUUCAUGGAAACUUAAUUGAAUAUACUUGUAACCCGGGUCUGGAAUUCAAUUUUGAAACUCUACAAUGCGAUUGGUCUCAUAAUGUCAAUUGUGAUGAAGUAACUCCAACACCUGAUGAUAUAACUUCAGUAACAGAAACAGAUAUACCUGAUGUGGAAAUAACUACACCUACGGAUAAUUGCGAAAAAGAUCUAGAAGAGUGUAGUAAAGAAAAGGAGAGUAAUGAAGAAAGUAGCAUUGAAAAUGUUAGCAAUAAAAGUGCCAGUAAUGAAAAUGAUACAAAAGAAGUUGACAGCAACGAAGAUGAGAGUCAAGAAAACAGUAGUGAAGACUCCAGUAUUGAAUCUAAAAGUAGUGAAGAGGCCAGUAAAGAAGAUAAUAGCAAUGAAGAUACUGAAACAGAUAUAGAAAAAAUAUGUGCAGGCGAAAAUUCUGAUGGAGUGUUGAUCCCUCAUGAAGAUUGCAGCAAGUUUUACAUUUGUUCGGGAGGCAAACCUGUGGUUACGAAUUGCCCAUCCGAUCUUUUAUAUAAUCCUGAUACUGCAAAAUGUGAUUGGCCUAAAAACGUUGAUUGUGAUAAUAACAAAAAGUCUUACUUAAAGAAGAAGCUUGAAGUAGCUGUUAUUGUUACUGUACAAGGGAAAAAAAAUGUUUGAAAAUUGCUUCAAAUAAAUUGUGAAUAUUUCAUUAAAAAUAAAAUAUAACAUAAUUGUUCAUA